Messenger RNA from Penicillium angulare, 1647 nucleotides. Its product is annotated as glycosyl hydrolase family 79 C-terminal domain-containing protein. The record is from RefSeq and is a predicted model, not a curated record. Bases 1 to 1647 code for a protein of 548 amino acids. Lineage: Eukaryota; Fungi; Ascomycota; Eurotiomycetes; Eurotiales; Aspergillaceae. The transcript is spliced from 5 exons.
AUGUUGAUAAGUGUGAUCAACAGAAUCGAGGAGAAGAAGAAGAAGAAGAAGAAGAAGAAGAUGAUGUUAUUCACAAUAUUUGGCCUUCUUUUGGGGCUUACCACUAGUAAUUCUUUAGUGGAUGCAGUUUCAUAUGUUGUUCAAGAAACUGCCCCUCAAGAUGCUGCACCUCCAAUACUUUCGCCAUUUGUGAGCUUUUCUAUUGAGUUUGUUUACUUCCCAGACUACGCAGGAAACAAGACAAACCCCAAUGCUUUCUCCAACCAACUUCUAGAGAACCUAGGGGAGAUUCAGGGAUUAAGACCGCAUAUUCGAGUCGGAGGAAACACUCAAGACUAUGCUCUAUUCAAUUCAUCAUUGAAGACAUCCGUUAAUGGCACUUACAUAACCUCCAAGUCAACGGACUAUCCAUAUAUCAUUUACAUUGGCCCUUCGUAUUUUGAGUCAUAUUUGAUGUGGCCGAAUACGAAGUUUUCUCAUGGCUUCAAUCUUGCAAAGAACAGUUCACAUGAUAUUCAACUUCUACUCGAAAGUGUACCUUUUGCCUGUCAGGCUCUGAGCCAUGAUAACCUUCUGGUUUGGGAGCUAGGCAAUGAGCCGGAUGAUUACAAAAAUGCUAUACAAGGCGCAUUGAGGCCUUCUAACUGGACAGAAAGUGAUUACGUUCAUGAGUGGCUUAGCCGCACAGCCGCCCUGAAAAAACAAAUGGAUAUUCAUUGUCCACAUCUGGCUGAUGUGAAAUACAUGGCGCCUUCAUUUGGCGGGAUAGAUGGCAGCCUGGCAGCUCUUACUACAUGGCAGAAUGGAUUGAAUGAUGCGGGAAAUAUUGCAUUCAAUACUGAGCAUAAUUAUAUGGGAGGGGCCGAUGAGCCAGGAGUCACGCUUCAGAAGACAUUGAUGAAUCAUACUGCGGUGAUUCAAAAUGCGGCACAACAUGUGGAUUUCAUGAAUGCCUUGAAAUCAGAUAAUCUCGCGCCGGACAUCCCGUAUAUUUUGGGAGAAACGAAUUCUCUCUAUAGUGAAGGCCGAGCAGGACUGUCUAAUUCAUUUGGAGCAGCUUUAUGGGGUGUGGAUUGGAACCUCUACUGUGCUUCUCAAGGCAUUCGACGAAUCUACAUGCACCAAGGGACGGACUAUCGAUAUGCAGCAUGGCAGCCAAUCUCGACCAACAAAACAACUAUCGGGACUAAAGCACCCUACUAUGGUAAUGCGAUGGUUGCUGCCAUGACUCAAGGUGGAGAUGACGUGACAAUCGUCAAUAUUCCUUUGGAGCAGGACACUGAAUCUGCUUAUGCGGCCUAUGUUGAUGGGAAAGUGACACGCAUUGCCGUAAUAAACAUGGUGGAGUUCAAUUAUACUUCUAUCGAGUCUAAUAGCUCGAGUAGCCGCCCGAAGGCUCAAUAUUCCUUCAAAUUGCCUGCUUCAUUCAAGUCUCAUCAAAUAUCUGUGCAACGCAUGAUGGCAAAUGGAAGUGACGCCGUGACAGGCGUUACAUGGGGUGGAUUCUCAUAUAAUUACGAGUUAGAAAAUGGAAGCCCAGUACGCAUGAAAAAUGUGACAAAUCAUGAGACCGUCCAAGUUGAUCAGGAUGGGAUGUUGAUGAUCGAUGUACCUUAUUCAAGUGCUGCCCUUGUGAAUUUGCAGUAG